Molecule: messenger RNA, 3990 nt
Organism: Pimephales promelas (fathead minnow)
Lineage: Eukaryota; Metazoa; Chordata; Actinopteri; Cypriniformes; Leuciscidae
Gene: cavin1a
Product: caveolae associated protein 1a
Biological process (GO): transcription initiation at RNA polymerase I promoter; termination of RNA polymerase I transcription
Cellular component (GO): cytoplasm; caveola
Molecular function (GO): rRNA primary transcript binding
Source: RefSeq, a predicted model, not a curated record
UCUCUGCAAACAAAUAUACUUACACAUAAAGCUUGGUACUGUAGCUUUUGUUAAAGUGGAGUAACAGUAGUUUCCCCUCUCCCCUCUUAAAUCAUUCUGUAAUCGCUCCUACUUGCUACAAUGUAAAAUCCGCAAACUUCGAACAUUCAAAAAAAAAAAAAAAAAUCAAAAAUCAGAUAUCCUCUCUUCUAAUCCACAGUGCUUGCAUACUCCGGUCUGGAACUUUGCAAAUGUGAGCAGAGCGAUAAAAACAAUCACGUCCAGUGCUGUUGGACUAAAUAUCAACACUCUUGAAACCCUAAGUUUAAAACAUAAUUGUGCUAUGAUUACAAGUGUGUCCUAUCUACCUUAUUUAUUGUAAUUCUUAUGGUGAUUCCAAUAACACGCAUCUAUGAUCGUAAUUUUCAGGAUCAGGUUUACGCUAUAAUGACUCAUAAAUCGUUUUGGGCUGUUUGUCUCAUACCCUUGCAUCAAUGAGUGGGUGAGUAUGUGUGUCCCUUGCCAGCCUCUAUUGGGAGGGUGGAGACUCCCCUUAAAGGGUCAGUGUGGGUGUGACCUUACAGUAAGUGAUCUUGGUAGGGGGCUGGACUGAAGAGGGAAAGGGAAGACCUGACGAGUGGGAUUCACUGGGAGCUGUGGUCACACACUCUUCCUUACACACCUUGGAGAAGAGAGUCUGUUUCCACCGACUGGCUGACGUCCCAAAGUAGACUUGAGGGAAAGAGGAAGGGAGGAAAAGUUUGAGGCAGUCUAGCAAACCUAGAGAGUAGUAUGUAGUGGAAGUAGGUAGUACAGGUGUAAGAUUGGUUCAAAGUAGUCAAGAAACGUUUUGAAGAGUUGCCGAAGGUUGUCCGCUGUGUCCAUUGGGUGUCUGCUGUCAUUCAAGUCUUUUUUUAGUGCUUUAUUUUUACCCUGGGACUGCAAUCUUUCACACCGGGCAAAGUGUGAGUGUGCUUCUGCUUUCUGUCUGCUAGUAAGCUUGUGUGCGUAUUCAUCAGUGUAUACUUGAAACCGAGCCAUGGCCGACACAGACUUCAAACUGGAGCGCGCCGUCUUCGCCGAAAUCUCGGAUGAUGAUGAUGAUGAUGAGGAGGUCGCCUUGGUGCCGUCUUCCACCAAACCUGCCAUCACAACCAACGUGUUCAAAUCAAAACGAGGCGAUGAUGAUGAUGACGAUGGUGACCCAGCCAAGGAGGUGGACCUGGUGUUGGGGCCGGGACUCGAUGGAGGUGGCGCUGGAGAGUCCGAGAAGUCUGAGGCCCAGGCUACUGGCAUGUUGGUCCUGGCACUCCUAGACAAAAUCAUAGGUGUGGUGGACCAGAUCCAGCACACUCAGACAGGUCUCGAGGCCAAGCAGGAGACCAUGGAGAAGAACAUGAGCAGCAUUCAGACGGAGCUGGCCAAGCUGGCGAAGAGUCACGUUGGAACGGCCGGGACGGUCAACAAGCUCCUGGACAAGGUGCGAAAGGUGAACAUCAACGUGAAGAGCGUGCGAACGGACCUGGAGAAGCAAGUGGGACAGAUCAAAAAACUAGAGAACAAUGAAAAUGAGCUCCUCAAGAGGAAGAACUUCAAAGUGCUCAUCUUCCAGGACAAAGUGAAACCGGUGAAAGCCUCUAAGAAGCCAGUGGCUGCAGAAGAGGAAGAAGAGCAGGUGCUGAGUGAAGGAGGUGAAGAAGUGGAGGGUGAGGAGAUCAUUGAGGAAUCUCGUGCUGAACGCAUCAAGCGCAGCGGCCUCCAGAAGAUGGAUGAGCUGAAGAAGGCCUUCAGCAAGGAGCAGAUGGAGAAGACAAGGCAGAAGACCAAAGAGAACCUGGAAAAAACCCGACAGAGAACGAAAGAGAACCUGGAGAAGACCAAGAAGAGCCUGAGCAAGAAGAUGGAUACGCUGGGAACAAAGAUGACCCCUGACACCCAGCGCCGCAUUAAGAUCCGUAGCUCCAGAGAGAAGAUGAAGAAGACACUGACACCCGACCACCCUGUCUACGCCCGCUCCAAAUCCACCACCUACCGUGUGGCGCCCUUCACUUUCCACGUCAAGAAGGUCCGUGGAGGUGCGAUUGAACCCACACCCGAGCCUGAGGAAGAGAAGCAGGCUGAGGAGCUCCAGGAGGAGCUUGUGGUGCAAGAAGGAGGCCUAGUGUCAAAGGUGGAGGAAGGUGAACUGGUCAAUAUUGACAGCCCAGAAAUGGAGGCCUUGCUAGAAGCAGCUGAUCACUCACGCCUGGUGUUCCAGGAGACGGUGAGGCCAAGGGAGAAGGCAGGCCAGUAAGUCCAGUAUGUUAAGCCCUGGAAAAAGCUCAACACGGGGGAAAAAAGAGUGUGGAAGUCUGGAGAUAAAUAAGGAUGAUGGGAUGUAGGGAACUGAGAUGUGUUUGAUGGAGGAAUUAAGAGCAAAAUGAAAUGGAGGAAUAAAGAGCAAACAUUUGGUUUGCUUUAUUUCUUGGUAUGUCCUCAACCCAAAGGUUGCUUAUUUUUUUUAUUAUUACUAUUUUGUUUUCAUUAAUUGUCAGUUUUUAAAAUUGACAAAUGAAGUGAUUUAUUGUCUGGAAAAAUGUAUAAUACUCAAAAAAAAGUUUCAAAGAGAGUAAUUUGAUCACUGAGACUGACUGUAAUGUACAUUUAACAUCUUCAAAACAAUUGAAUGUUAUAGUAUUUUCUGGAAAGGUGGAUGUAAGGAGGUUUGUGCUCCGGAAGACUAUUUUCAUAAACACCCUCAUGGCAUUUAGAUGUUGUUAACUUUAUAUUGAAAUGCCUAUAUUUAAUGAACACCCUGUGAUCUUUAUCAUGUGAUGUGACGGCUGCUGAUUUCAACAGUAUAAAUUAUUAGCAGGCCCUAUGCGUCUUGUUGAAUGUCUGGGCUUUGAACGAACGGUUGGAAGCAAUUGGAAGUGAAAGCUUUGAGGUACAAGCUGUUGUCAGAUGGUACUAUUGUUUUACUAUUGAGGGGAAAAUAAAUUAUAAGAUAUUAUUUAGAAAUGUAAUCAUACUGAAAAAAACUGACUAACUUUUUGUCUUUUGAAACUGAAGAUUUGAUUUAUCUCUUAGGUUAAGAACUAUGGUGAGUUGUUUUGUGAUCUGGCUACUGACGUUAAUGUGAUCCCAAACUCCAAGGCCUGGUUUCACAGACAGGGCUUAGAUUAAGCCAAGAUUAGGCCAGUUCAAUUAGGACAUCUAAGUAGCUUUUAUAAACAAAAACCUUAGAAAAAACAUUACUGGUGUGCAUCUUGAGGCAAAACAAUGGCACUGACUUUUCUGUCACUGAGGGCAAAUGUUUUAAAUGCUUCACUCUCUAAUUCAGAUUUGAUGUAAAAGACUUGCAGUUGCUGCAUUUGACAUGCAUAAUUUGAUAUUAGCUGUAGAAACCUGUAAAAUCAAGCAGAAUUUCAGUCUCUGAAAAGUUUGCAUUUGACAAUUCAGUUUUAUUUAUCCUGAAGUGAAAUAAUUUGACUCUUUACCUUGUUUGUACAUAUAACCUUUAUCAUGCUUAAAGCAAGAUUGGUUUGUUUUUUUGUCUUUCAUAUAAAGGUACACACAAAUACAAUAUCAGGUAAACCGGAGCUUAUAUGGGUUACAAAAAAAGUAAACUGAUGUGAUUACUGACAUGAUCUAUCCAAGAAGUAAUUCAGAUCACUGAAGUAAAUUGAAAUAUAUCAUGUUAAUAUUCAAUAUUUGAAUAUUCAGAUCAGUCUCUGAUCUUUCAUUGUACUUUAAGUGCCCUUAUGUCAGAUAAUCAACCUACAUUAUCGCAUAAAUAGUCUAAUUUUUAAAACAAUACACUGAAAGCACGCAUUUUGUAUCAUGCUAUUUAUGAUCUCAUGUUAUGAAAAUACACAGCUAUUGCAGUGUUCAUUGCACAUAUGGGCAGUAGUUUACAAGGUGUGAUGGUCUGAAUGAAGCUACUUACUGGCUCUACUGUUGUCCUUGUGAGAUUUGUGGCUGUAUAAAUGGAUUGGGUGUAGGUUGCUUUUAAUAAACAAAUAAAAGUGU